CAAACCGGGAAACAGUUGAAAACAACUCUGAAUAUUAGCCUUUAGUGUUUGUAUAAAGUAGUUAAAUUGAGUUAUUGCUGAAUGAUGUCGAGAAACGACUCAUCCGAAGCCUCUGACCGGUUUGCAUAUUUACAAACUCUGGUCACUGAAUUUCAGGACACCGACAGUGAAGAGGCAAAAGAGCAGGUUCUGGCUAACUUGGCUAAUUUUGCGUACGACCCAAAGAACACAGAGUAUCUGAAGGACCUUCAAGUGGCCGACCUCUUCUUGGACAUGUUGACUGAGGAGAAUGAGAACUUCGUGGAGUUUGGGAUGGGGGGCCUGUGUAACCUCAGCAUGGACCCUGAAUGCAGAGACAUCAUCCUGCAGAGCAGCGGGAUCAGCCUGGUCACAAACUGUCUGUCAAGCCAGAGGGAAGAAACAGUCUUGUCAGCCAUCACCACCCUAAUGAACCUCACUACUCCUGCGUCAAGCCCUCAGAUCACCGAGCCGGGCAUCCUGCAGUGCAUGCUGCGCUUCUCCCUCUCGGAGAGCCCCCGUCUGCGAAAUCUAGCCGCCGUGUUUCUGCAGGACUGCUGCACCCAGGACCAGGUGGCCCGUGCUGAGCAGCAGAUGCAGGGACAGCAGACGGCAGUCGGGAUCCCGCUGCCUAAAGACUGAGUCACCGCUGAGAGUUUUUUUUUGUAUGCGAGAGGACACUGGUGUCCAGAAAAACAAUUACACCCACAUACAUGUGGUUGUUGAGGAUCUUUCAUCUCCUGCUAUAACAGCGUCCACUCUUCUGGUUCCAGGUUGAACUUGGCUGCAGGGAUUUGCUCUGAUUUAGUCACAUAAACAUUAAGAGAUGUUGGGUGAUGAGGUCUGACUCUCCCUGAGGCGUUGGAUGUGGUUGAGGGCGGGGCUCUAAGUAGGAGAGUACUUCCACACCAAAGUGGGAAAACAUUUUAUUUAUGGAGCUUUUCAGCUCAGUUCGUUUUUUUUUUUUUUUUUAUGCAGUAUUGGUAACAAUUCAUAUUGUCUCAAGACACGUUACACAACCCAGAACUUGAAAGUUUCAGAGCACUUAGGCGAGGUGGCAAAGAAAGUCUCCUUUUGUACAAGAAGAAACCUUUAGUGGACCAGACCUCAUAUGGUGAAGCAAACCUGCCUGAGGCCUCAAACAGAAACAGAAAAAAAUCAAACUUGUAGCAUUUAAACAUAUUAACUAGAGUA
This is a messenger RNA of Mugil cephalus (flathead mullet), 1212 nucleotides long. RefSeq names its product armadillo repeat containing 7 (gene armc7). NCBI's taxonomy places the organism in Eukaryota, Metazoa, Chordata, Actinopteri, Mugiliformes, Mugilidae. The record is from RefSeq and is a predicted model, not a curated record. Bases 82 to 660 code for a protein of 192 amino acids. The transcript has 3 exons.